CAGCCGACAUAUUGUGUUAUCAUUAUCUUUCAAAAAUUGAGAAAUUCUAACGUUUUCUAUCGGAAUGAUGUCUUUACUCUAAACUCUAGUCUUUUCCAACCUUACACUUCUGUAGUUUCUUUCAAUUUUACUAAUAUUAUUUUUCAUACAUAAACAUUAUGAAGGUAGUCGUUCAACGUGUUUCAAGAGCCAAAAUUUCAGUUGCUGGACAUGAAGUAAAUUCAAUUACUAAAGGAUUAUGUUUGUUGGUCGGUUUGCAGAAAACUGAUGAAAAAACCGAUAUUGAUGCCAUGGUGCAGAAGAUAUUAAAGCUACGUAUUUUUGAUCAAGAUGAAAAAAAAUGGCAUUGCAAUGUCGUGGACAUGAGUUAUGAAAUAUUGUCAAUUAGUCAGUUUACUCUUUGCUAUAAACUUAAAGGAAAUAAAUUAGACUUUCAUAUGGCUAUGCCUGGAAAUCUUGCAAGGCAAAAUUAUCAAUAUUUUUUGGAGACUUUGCAUAAACAUUAUAACCCUGAUAAAGUUAAAGAUGGAUCAUUUGGGGAAAAGAUGGAAGUUGAAUUAGUGAAUGAUGGACCAGUGACUGUUCAAUUGGAAUUUCCUAAUCCUGAAAAAUCUGUGGAUGGAAAGUCAGUCAAAUUAGGUGAUGAGGAUAAACUGUAGAUUAAAAAGCAUUUUUUUUGUUAUUAUUUGAUAACUAGAAAUAUGUGCCUUCAUGCACUAACCUAGUAAUUAAGCACAUUAAAAUAAUUAUUGUUAAUUUGAAAUUUUUAGUAGUUAUCUGUAAUUUGGUACCUACU
This is a messenger RNA of Myzus persicae (green peach aphid), 796 nucleotides long. RefSeq names its product D-tyrosyl-tRNA(Tyr) deacylase (gene Dtd). The transcript is spliced from 4 exons. Gene Ontology annotation, molecular function: D-tyrosyl-tRNA(Tyr) deacylase activity. The record is from RefSeq and is a predicted model, not a curated record. Gene Ontology annotation, cellular component: cytoplasm. The coding region runs from base 159 to 659 and encodes 166 amino acids. Gene Ontology annotation, biological process: tRNA metabolic process. NCBI's taxonomy places the organism in Eukaryota, Metazoa, Arthropoda, Insecta, Hemiptera, Aphididae.